Pestalotiopsis fici W106-1 is the source of this 2337-nucleotide messenger RNA. RefSeq lists its product as uncharacterized. The record is from RefSeq and is a predicted model, not a curated record. NCBI's taxonomy places the organism in Eukaryota, Fungi, Ascomycota, Sordariomycetes, Amphisphaeriales, Sporocadaceae. Gene Ontology annotation, biological process: protein N-linked glycosylation; oligosaccharide metabolic process. Gene Ontology annotation, molecular function: Glc3Man9GlcNAc2 oligosaccharide glucosidase activity. The transcript is spliced from 7 exons. Gene Ontology annotation, cellular component: endoplasmic reticulum membrane. The coding region runs from base 1 to 2337 and encodes 778 amino acids.
AUGUGGUCAAAUGGAGACGGGCGCCAAAGCAUGCUUAGAAAUCUCCGCGACACUUGUGAGCAAGACGAUGGCAUGAAUGGCUAUGGAUGGACACAGUACGACACCCGGACAGGAGGCAGUCAGACCAUCUACGACAGCAAACUGCACAUUGAUUUGACUACAGAAUUUUUCAAGUCCGGCGAUGGGCUCGGCUGGGUGGUCCGCGUGUCCGGCACUCCAAGGUCAGGUGCCCCGGCAGAUUUGAAGACGGCGCUCGUCUGGCAUAUCGCUCUCGAGGGAGCAGAAAGCAUGCCGAAUCAGGGGAACCUGAAUUGCACAGCCGCAAAGGGACACCAGGCGGGAGCCAAUUGCUUCGGAACGGCCCCUGGACUGGGUCCCUUUGAGCUUCAUCAGCUAAGUAAUACAGGAAAUGCGUUCCACGAGGGUACUGCUGUAAAGAGUGUGACGGUAACAGAGGACAAGAUAUGGAAAGCAAAGUCGGUGUAUAUGGAUGUCAUCAAGGCCGCCUCUGGAAAGGCGCUCCUCGUUAAUGAGCCCGGCAAUGGCAACAUGCACUUCAUUCAGGUCAUUCUGGAGGGUCCCUUUUCGAUUGACUUUACCUUCCGCUCAAAUCAGAGCCAACUUGUGACAUCCGAUGACUUUAGCUCUAAAUCAAACGCUUUCUACUCCUCAUUUCCGGACCAGAUUGACACUGUGUUUCCAAGGUCUUCCCCGUAUCAGGAUCAGAAGUACAGAAGCUUCAUUUCAUCGUUACUAUCAAAUCUUUUAGGCGGUCAAGGCUUCUUCUAUGGCGACACUCGAGUAGACUAUUCUCAUGAUACAGCAUACGAAGAAACGUCUCUCGACUUCUGGGUUCAGGCCGAGGCUGCCAUGAAGCGGGCGACCGUCACAAAUACGCCACCGUCGACUCUGUUGUCACAUGUGCCCUCAAGACCUUUCUUCCCCCGGGGCUUCCUGUGGGAUGAGGGUUUUCAUUUGCUCCCUAUCAUCGAAUGGGAUAUGGAUCUUGCUGUUUCAAGUCUCCAAAGUUGGCUCAGCCGGAUGGACAACGAUGGGUGGAUUGAGCGAGAACAAAUUCUGGGCGAGGAGGCACGAAGCAAAGUCCCCAAGAAAUUCCAGACUCAAUACCCCCAUUACGCCAAUCCUCCAACCCUGGCGUUACUCCUGCCAAAAAUCAUUUCCAAGAUGACCAACGAGUCAGAAUAUCGAGGCCACGAAUCCAUUUACGUGACAAACCUGGACGAAGCAAGAAGACUAUUGCAACAAUUAUUUCCGCUAUUCAAAAGACAAUACGAAUGGUUCCGUCGAACACAAGCCGGCAAUUUCUCAGCAUACCCUCGCCCCUUCAAUAGCAACGAGGAGGGCUACCGGUGGAGGGGCCGUUCUCCUGGUCAUACGCUUACCAGCGGGCUUGAUGAUUACCCACGGGCCGAGCCCCCUCAUCCGGGAGAGCUUCAUUUAGAUGCUCUUGCCUGGGUUGGUGCUAUGGCCAGCGCUCUCGAGAUAGCGGCCAAGUAUCUGGGCGAGGAUGCCAGUACAUAUACCGAACAACUGGAGAAUAUACGUCAUAGCCUUGAUACGAUCCAUUGGAACAAGUCGGCGUUAGCGUAUUGUGAUGCGACUAUCGGAACCGACGGUAGUUUUCAGCAUAUUUGCCAUUUAGGAUACAUGUCACUCAUGCCUCUAUUGCUUGGCCAUCUGAAUAGCACGCAUGAGAAGCUGACAGCGGUAUUGGAUCUGGUGGCUGAACCUAACAAGCUCUGGUCGCCGCAUGGCUUGCGCAGUUUAAGCGCCGACGAUGCAAACUACCAUACGGAUGAGGACUAUUGGCGGGGAGCCGUCUGGAUGAAUAUAAAUGUGCUCGCCGUGCUGCGCCUUCGAGACAUUGGGCAGGACGACAACGCUCAGGGAGUACGCGCACGACGUCUCGCAGCAGAUCUGAGGACUCGUGUCAUUGACACCGUCUGCAGAAGCUGGGAGAAGACCGGCUUUGUCUGGGAGCAAUACAACGACCAAACAGGAGAAGGACAGAGGAGCCGAGCAUUCACAGGAUGGACAGCAAGUAUCAUACUGUUGAUGGGAUUGGACGACAUUGCGACUGACAGUCUAGAUGGAUCUUCACGGGCUGGGAUUUUCGGCUGGUCUUCAAUGUCAGCUAUGCUAUUUAUUACAGGGCUGGUGUUCUUGGCCAUGUUCAGACGCCAAUUAUUGGGGUUUUGUAAACGAGUAGGCCCAGGGCUCUUGAAAAGGGUGCAGAUGUUUCCAAUCAAAAGGGCUUACCAAGAGGUUGUAGACCUCGAUGAGUUGGAGCGUCCUGAUCACCCACGAGCGAGCUAG